This is a messenger RNA of Pelobates fuscus (common spadefoot toad), 3987 nucleotides long. It is a transcript of the gene EIF2AK3, whose product is annotated as eukaryotic translation initiation factor 2 alpha kinase 3. Bases 90 to 3461 code for a protein of 1123 amino acids. The transcript has 18 exons. Gene Ontology annotation, biological process: protein phosphorylation. Lineage: Eukaryota; Metazoa; Chordata; Amphibia; Anura; Pelobatidae. The record is from RefSeq and is a predicted model, not a curated record. Gene Ontology annotation, cellular component: cytoplasm; nucleus. Gene Ontology annotation, molecular function: eukaryotic translation initiation factor 2alpha kinase activity; protein binding; ATP binding.
GGGACCUGCGGACUGUACUCAGUGAGGAAGAUGGCGGUAUGAGGUGGUGACGGCCAGCGGCGCUGUGUUGGUCCGAUGUUGGCUGGCUCAUGGAGCGCUCGUGGCGGCUCUCCCUGUCUGCGGUGCUGGUGCUGGCGGCCGCGGUGUGCGGCCUGGUGGAGCAGGGGGCCCCCGGGGCGGCGGCUGGAUACCCCUGGGAGGAGCAGGAGCAGAGCAGCCUGAGCUCCGUGUCCGCCGGGGCUGCCGCCUUCCCGGCCGGGGAUGUGAUCGUGGAGGACGACGAGUCGGCGGCCGACCAGGACUACCAGGAUGGGGGCAGCCGGGAGGAGCUCAGACCCAGAUCUUUAGUCAUUAUCAGCACACUGGAUGGCAGAAUUGCGGCUCUGGAUGCAGAUAACCACGGCAGAAAGCAGUGGGACCUGGACAUUGGCUCAGGGUCGCUUGUAUCUUCAAGCCUCAGUAAACCAGAGGUUUUCGGCAAUAAAAUGAUUAUCCCCUCUCUGGAUGGAGACCUUUUUCAGUGGGAUCGUGACAGAGAAAGCAUGGAAGCUGUUCCAUUUACAGUGGAGUCUCUUUUGGAGUCUUCUUACAAGUUUGGUGAUGAUGUGGUAUUAGUUGGAGGAAAGUCCCUCACAACCUAUGGUCUCAGUGCCCAUAGUGGCAAGGUUAAGUACAUCUGCUCUGCCAUGGGUUGCCGGAGGUGGAAUGAAGAAGACACUGAACAAGAUGAUAUACUUUUACUGCACAGGAAGCAGAAAACUGUGCGUGCUGUGGGCCCUCGCAGUGGUAGUGAGAAGUGGAACUUUAGCGUGGGGCACUUUGAAUUGAGAUAUAUCCCAGAUAUUGAACCUGGGGUAGGAUAUAUUGAGGGGCAGUUGGAGCCCACCUACAACCAUGAUGAUUCUAAAAUCAUUUCAGACAUGGAUGAACAGGAAGCUGGAACAAAUGAUAUGGUCAUAAAGGUUUCUGUCGCGGACUGGAAGGUUAUGGCCUUUAGCAGACAGUUGGGACAUCUGGAGUGGGAGCAUCAGUUCUGUACUCCUAUUGCAUCUGCAUGGUUGGUUAGAAACGGAAAAGUAAUUCCAAUCAGUCUGUUCGAUGACAAUAGCUACACAUCGGAUGAUGAUGUGUUAGAAGAUGAGGAGGAUAUCGUUGAGGCUGCAAGAGGUGCCACAGAGUCAAGCUUCUAUUUGGGAAUGUACCGUGGCCAGCUUUAUUUACAGUCAUCUGUUAGAAUAUCUGAGAAGUUUCCAGUAAGCCCAACAGCCUUGGAUACCAGAAAUGAUAAUGGUAUCAUAUCUUUACCCCGAAUCAAGUGGAAACCGUUGAUCCACUCCCCAUCGAGGACUCCUGUUUUAGUCGGUUCCGAUGAAUUUGAUAAAUGUCUCAGUAAUGACAAAUUUUCCCACGAGGAAUAUAGCAAUGGGGCUCUCUCUGUCCUGCAGUAUCCUUAUGCAAUGUUUUGCGGCAUCCCCAGGCUUGAACGGCAAAGAACCACAAAGCACAUUCUAACAUCUGUCAGCUCUGCUGGACAUCCAGUCCACCAUUCUCCAGCACUAACUACGGACAAUGGAUACUAUUUGCCUUAUUACAAGAGGGAGCGCAGUAAAAGAGGGACUCAGAUUACUGUUGGAAUACUAGAAAACCCAAACUUCAAGAACAUUCGCAAAAAGGACCCCGUUCUCCUCUUGCACUGGUGGAAAGAGAUUCUAGGCACAAUUCUUCUGUGCAUCAUGACUACCACCUACAUUGUACGCAGAUUGUUUCAACCCAAUCCAAACAGUGCCAGGAUAAGGAAGGAGUCUGAAACACAGUGUCAGACAGACCAUAAAUAUGAUGGGGCUAGUGGAGACGCUAAAGAUAACUGGAACGAUUACAAGAACUGUGGAUACAUCUCACGGUACCUUACAGAUUUUGAGCCUAUUCAGUGUUUAGGACGUGGAGGUUUUGGAGUGGUGUUUGAAGCCAUGAAUAAAGUAGAUGAUUGCAACUAUGCUAUCAAGAGGAUCCGCCUACCGAACAGGGAUCUGGCUCGUGAGAAGGUAAUGCGUGAAGUUAAGGCUUUAGCCAAGCUGGAGCAUCCUGGCAUUGUGCGAUAUUUCAAUGCAUGGUUGGAAGCUCCCCCGGAGUUAUGGCAGGAAAAGAUGGACGAGCUGUGGCUGAAGGAAGGAAGCACCGACUGGCCUUUCAGUUCUCCAACAUCUCCUGAUUGUCUGUCUAUCAAAGUACGAAGUGCUGACCAAUACUCCAUGAAGGAACAGGUUGAAGUGCUCACGCCAUCAUCAGAAAGUUUAAGCUCCCUUUCUGCUGGUUUUGUUGCUCUCCCUUCAAAAGACUAUGAGAGACAGCCAUCUCUUCCCAAGUUUCCUACAUUAGAAAAUUUUAACCAAUCACAAAGUUCUAUUAUAAACUUUCCGGAUGGCUGCGUUACGGACUGUGAUGUGAACCACAGUGACCUUGAAAAUGAUCUGGACUAUAAUCAUGAUCAUUGCCCUCGUACCAUUGCAGAUAUAGGGUGGCAUGAACGAACUUCUUCAUCCAUAGUGUUUGAAGACUCUGGCUGUGAUAAUGCAUCAAGCAACGUAGAUCACAAAAUGGAUUUAUCAAUCCCUGUAACAUAUAGUGACUUUUCUGAAAGAGAGAGCACAAAGGACUCAUGUGAAAGCAAGCCCACAUCCCCAAGCACUUUGUCCAUCUCCCCUCCUAGACCAAAAACCUUAAGUUUAGAUUUAACAAAAAAUACAGUUGAAAAAGUUAAAACCACUUCUCCGAAGGUUUACCUCUACAUUCAGAUGCAAUUGUGCCGCAAGGAAAAUCUUAAAGAUUGGAUGAGCGUUCGAUGCACACUAGAGGACAGGCCUCGGGCUGAAAGUCUACAUAUAUUUCUGCAGAUUACAGAUGCAGUACACUUUUUACAUAGCAAAGGUCUCAUGCACAGGGAUCUGAAGCCUUCCAAUAUAUUUUUUACUCUGGACGAUGUGGUAAAGGUGGGUGACUUUGGGUUGGUUACCGAGAUGGAGCAAGAAGAUGACGAUGAUGAAGCCGUUUUGACACCAAUGCCAGCCUAUGCCCGUCAUACAGGGCAAGUGGGAACAAAGCUCUACAUGAGCCCAGAGCAGAUUUAUGGCCAAAGUUACUCUCACAAAGUGGAUAUAUUCUCUCUGGGGUUGAUUCUGUUUGAGCUGCUUUAUCCAUUUAGUACACAAAUGGAAAGGGUCAGGAUAUUAACACAAUUGCGUGACCUGAAGUUUCCUGCCCUCUUCACACAGAAAUAUAUAGAGGAGCAACAUAUGGUUCUGCAUAUGCUGUCCCAUAACCCAAGUGAAAGACCCGAAGCAGAAGAGAUCAUUGAAAAUCCUUUGUUUGAGAGUAUUGAGCUUCCUGGCAAACUGACUCUUAGGCAGAGGUCACGAACACUAAGCACCUCUGGCUUAAAGAACUUAAAACAAUCCAGCAAGUAACCACAGCACACAAAGACCCUCAUUUCUCCCAGUUCAUCAUUGUGUGUUUUUGUUUUGUUAUUCUUGACUGUUUAGUCACAUUGUCUCUGACUUGUUUGGAAUCUGUAUUUGUAGCCUUUUUAUAUCCGUUUUGAGACAGUGACUGUGGACGUUUCUGCCGUGUAGAGCAGCAUAACUUCAUACCCAGGGCUACUUUUGUUUUAAUGAAGUGGACUGACGAAGUACUUUUUAAAAUGAAAUCGAAGGACAAAAAAAGCAUGCAAAGCAAAAACAGAGUAAGAUCCACAUCUCAGAUCAUUGUUUCUCAGUGUGGUGUCCUUAAAAUUGUUCUUUUUAAACCUUCUGUUUCCCACAAACUCUACACCACUGUUUAACUUCCGAAAUACAAUGGAUUCUAUUAUGGUUACUUAGGAAUCAAAGGUUGUUAAAAUUCUUUGUAAUUUUAAUAUAUUACAUGAUGUAAAAGCACAGUUUUUUGCAGCAAGAAAACGGAUUACUUUUUUUUUUUCAAAUUCAAAUUGAAAGA